GGAUGUUUGUUGAGGUUAUCAUGUUAUUGCUAGACCGCUUUCUGUAGUCCCAGUUAACAUUCUUCGGCGAAUUCAUCGUUUAAUUCAAUGAUGUUCUAGCAGCUGUAUUUAUGAUUUUGCUGGUUAUAUUUGAUGCAAGUUUGGCGAUCUUGUGAACCAAACACACAAGCGCUGCGACUAUCCUUUCUGUGUGUUUUUUUUCCAAGAUGGCUGGAGCUGUCGGAAGCAACCAUCCUCUGAACGCAACUCCUCAGCAGCAACUUCAACAACAUCAACAGCAACGCCCGAACUUGGCAAUCGCCGCCGCUCCGUCUACGGGUGAACAACCCAUUCCUUACAACUGGCAAGCUACCAAAACCACCGUGAAAGAACGCUUCACCUUCAUGUUCAACAACGAGAUAUUGAGCGACGUGCACUUCAUCGUCGGAAAGGGAAUUCAGACUCAGCGAAUACCUGCUCACAAGUUCGUCUUGUCCGUCGGCAGUGCUGUUUUUUAUGCUAUGUUCAACGGUGGCAUGGCCACACAAUCCGCCGAAGUCGAACUCCCGGACGUCGAACCCGCCGCUUUCUUAGCUCUCUUGCGUUUCCUGUAUUCAGACGAAGUACAGAUAGGCCCGGAAACUGUCAUGACUACUUUAUAUACUGCAAAAAAAUACGCUGUACCAGCUUUGGAAUCAGCAUGCGUUGAAUUUCUAAAAAGAAAUCUCAGCUCUGACAAUGCAUUUAUGCUACUAACACAGGCUAGACUCUUCGAUGAACCCCAACUUGCUGCUCUUUGCUUAGAAAGUAUAGACAAAAAUACAUCUGAAGCCCUGAGUGCUGAGGGGUUUACAGACAUUGACUUGGAAACUUUGUGUGUUGUGUUAGAAAGAGACACUUUGGGUAUUAAAGAGUGCAAGUUAUUCACUGCUGUGGUACGUUGGGCGAAUGCAGAGUGCCACCGACAACAAAUGAGUCCUACUCCAGAAAAUAAAAGACUUGUCCUAGGCCACGCUUUAAAAUUAAUUCGGUUUCCCCUCAUGUCAGUAGAGGAGUUCGCCUCUGGAGCUGCCCAAUCUGGUAUAUUGACAGACCGAGAAGUGGUCAGUCUUUUCCUACAUUUCACAGUUAAUCCAAAACCUACAGUGGAAUUUCCUGACAAUCCUCGUUGCUGUCUCACAGGAAAAGAACAGACCAUUCAACGUUUUCUAGGAAUUGAGACACGUUGGGGAUACAGUGGUACAAGCGACAGAAUCAGGUUUACAGUGAAUCGGAGGAUAUUUGUAGUUGGAUUUGGAUUAUUUGGAUCGAUCCACGGACCAGCUGACUAUCAAGUCAAUAUACAGAUUAUCCAUGCCGAAGGUGGGACCAUAUUAGGACAAUACGACACAGGAUUCAGCAGUGACGGGUCAGACUCCACGUUCCGAGUAAUGUUUAAAGAACCAAUAGAAAUCACUCCUAAUAUCAGUUACAUUGCCUGCGCCACUUUGAAGGGACCAGACUCUCACUACGGUGCCAAGGGAAUGCGUAAAGUUGUCCAUGAGUCACCAAAUGGUGGUAAGGUAGUCUUCCAGUUCACAUAUGCCGCUGGGAAUAACAACGGAACAUCAGUUGAAGACGGACAGAUACCUGAAAUAAUCUUCUUCACCUGAUGUGCAAACCUGAUCGUCAUCUCACUUUCACCCUUGUGCUGUCGUAGUGUUACACUAUACAGUUCCAUGUAUGCUGGGCUAUCAAUUAUUACUUCGUUACCAUGGUUAUAAUCUACUCUGCCAUAUCCAUUUAUUUCCACAUCAUUACAGAGUUGAUACUUGGUGUGUCAUUCACGAGAAAUAUUCAAGAAAAAAAUUAUCAAAAAAACAACAGCUGCAGUAACUAUACAUACAGAUAGAUUGGCGAUUGGUGUAUUUUGAAAAUAUCUGUGCAUAAAUGUUAUCCAUUACUGAAUUAGUUGAUGAUAAACUUUGCAACAUUUGAUAGUAAAUUUACGGCUUGUCUGCGUCUCCCAUUUACCUUCUUAUCUCCAUCUCGACUCAUUCUGUGGUGCGAUCGUCUCAUUCAACGUGAUGGGGACCUAUCACAGGUAGUCAUGUAGCACCAAGAACUUGAUCGUUUGAGCGACAGUAGUCUACUGUCGCUCAAAUUUUUACUAAAUAUACCGCAAAGUGUUCAAGAAAAGCGUUUUCAGUUUAUGGUGUAUCAUAGCCCAACCUAUUCAUUGACAUACAGUAAACAACAAUAAUAAAAAUGACAUAUUCUCAUCCAUAUUACAUAUUCAAGGAAACCAAGAAGUUUUUAAAUUAAUAUUGGUUGGUUAGACUGAUAUAUUUGUGCAUGUGACAUAACUUGGAGUUCUAAUUGGUCGGUUCAGAUAUGUAAAUUGUACCUUUAAUCUUUUCACCACCAGUUACCUCUUGUCAUUGCAAAUUCAUAAAAUAGUCCGUGGUUAUAGUCUGCAGAAGAUUGAGACAAAAAUACUCAAUUUGUUUGAGAAAAAAAAUGAAAAUUGACUUAAAUUAUGUCUGUUGGCUCCAAAAUUAGGGUUUAUUUCCAGAAAUAUUGAAGAUUAUAAGAAAAAUCGGCAAGGAAGUCUAGUGGUAAAAAGGUUAAUAAUGGUGACUGAGAUGAAACAAAAUGUUGCAUUCAGCCAAAGGAGAUACUUAUAGUUGAAAUCGACC
Messenger RNA from Saccoglossus kowalevskii, 2657 nucleotides. RefSeq names its product BTB/POZ domain-containing protein 2. Gene Ontology annotation, molecular function: protein binding. Gene Ontology annotation, biological process: neurogenesis. The record is from RefSeq and is a predicted model, not a curated record. NCBI's taxonomy places the organism in Eukaryota, Metazoa, Hemichordata, Enteropneusta, Harrimaniidae. Gene Ontology annotation, cellular component: cytosol; P-body.